UUUUGGAAGUUUCAAAGUACAUGAGUACUAAAAAUCGACAGAUUGGUAUUCUAAUUUCUCAUGCAGAAAUGCUUUAUAACUUUUUAGAACAUCUAUCCAAAAUAAUGAGAUUGAAUGCCAAAGACAUGGGCAACAAUAGACAACCUACUCUCAACCACUUCAUCACUCACAAAAAUUGCAUGAUAAUAUCUGCAUUGAGCUAUGCUCUCAACCAACCCUUUAUCCAACAUCUAUCUGUAUGUAUACUUGCUACUAGUACUAGCUAUUUCGUCACCGAUUACAAUCCAACUCCAUUUUUUUUCCGAAUGCUUCUUCUUCUUUUCUUUGCUUCAGUACUACCAUAACAAACACAAUGCAUCAAAAACUUCAGUCUAUCAAACUUUCUCUGCCUCUUCUCUUUCGAUCUCUCUUUAACAUGGAGAAAAGAAAACUGAAAGACAGAGAUGAAGCAAUAUUAUUGCAGCACCCACUUGUGCUUUUCCUUAUUCUGGUUUUGGGCUUUGUCAUAAUGGAUCCUCUACAAGUAGGCCCUCUAGGCGGCCAUGAAUUCAAGCCCGUCAAGCACAGCAUUGCGCCAUACAAGAAAGUCAUGGAGAGGUGGCCGAGGGACAAUCUGAGCCGGUUGGGACUCGGGAAGUUGGAGUUCGAGGACGAAGUUUUUGGGCCUGAAUCUUUGGAGUUUGAUGCAUUGGGCCUUGGGCCUUACACCGGGUUAGCCGAUGGACGCAUCGUGAGAUGGAUGGGCCCGGAUGUGGGUUGGGAGACAUUUGCGCUUGUAACAGCAAAUUGGUCAGAGCAGGUUUGUGCAAAAGGCAAUGAGUCCACCACAUACAAGCAAUGGAAGCAUGAAAAAAGGUGUGGUCGUCCACUAGGGUUAAGAUUUGACAAAGUGACUGGAAAUCUGUACAUUGCGGACGCUUAUUAUGGACUUCUAGUUGUUGGACCUGAAGGAGGACUCGCAACUCCUUUGUCGACUCAAGACGUUGAGGGCAACCCCAUACUCUUUGCAAAUGACCUUGAUAUCCACACCAAUGGUUCCAUCUUCUUCACAGAUACUAGCACGAGAUACAACAGGGUGGAUCAUUUCCUUAUACUAUUGGAAGGAGAAGCCACCGGUAGGCUUCUGAGAUAUGAUCCUCCCACUAAAACAACUCAUGUUGUCUUGCAUGGUUUGGCCUUUCCAAAUGGCUUACAAUUUUCUCAGGACCAAACCUUCCUUCUCUUCACUGAGACCACCAACUGCAGGCUCAUGAAAUAUUGGUUAGAAGGUCCAAAAUCUGGAACAGUGGAACUUGUUGCGGACCUUCCAGGAUUUCCAGACAAUGUAAGAAUAAAUGAGAAAGGGCAAUUCUGGGUAGCAAUAGAUUGUUGCAGGACUCCAGCACAGGAGGUCCUCUCUAAUAAUCCAUGGUUAAGGAAUGUCUACUUUCGCUUGCCAAUCCGGAUGACCUACUUGGCAAGAAUUAUGGGAAUGAAAAUGUACACACUGAUCUCGCUAUUCAAUGACAAGGGAGAAAUUUUGGAAGUUCUUGAAGACCGAAAGGGUGAGGUUAUGAAACUUGUGAGUGAAGUUAGAGAAUCAAAGGGCAAACUCUGGAUUGGAACUGUGGCUCAUAACCACAUUGCUACCGUCCCUUACCCUUAGCUAGAUUAUUAACCUACUCGAUCAUUGGUUAGCCCUCCUGAUAGAUCAAAUAUAUAUCUUGGUGUUUAUAGCUAGCUAGUUUCAUCAACCAAAUGGUGCGAGUCUAAUUUAUUCAAUGCGGGUUUAUUUGUGUAAUGACAUUUAAAUUUAAAUAACUUCAGGUUUAUUUGUGGCUUGUUUUCUUUUCUUUUAUCACCUGAUCUCACUCUGACUACAUACCAAGUGACUCUACAGUUUCUACUCUAUUGCUUUAUCACUAUUCUAUGGUGAAAAUUUGUGGUAUUAUAAACUUCCAAGGAUGUCCGUUAAAAAAGGCCAAAAAUCCCAAAAACUAACCUGCUGUAACAACCCAAUGGCCAAAAUUGCCA
Messenger RNA from Rosa chinensis, 2013 nucleotides. RefSeq names its product protein STRICTOSIDINE SYNTHASE-LIKE 13. NCBI's taxonomy places the organism in Eukaryota, Viridiplantae, Streptophyta, Magnoliopsida, Rosales, Rosaceae. Gene Ontology annotation, biological process: biosynthetic process. Gene Ontology annotation, molecular function: strictosidine synthase activity. The transcript is spliced from 4 exons. The record is from RefSeq and is a predicted model, not a curated record. Bases 353 to 1645 code for a protein of 430 amino acids.